This is a messenger RNA of Bolinopsis microptera, 7844 nucleotides long. RefSeq lists its product as uncharacterized. Bases 34 to 7596 code for a protein of 2520 amino acids. The transcript has 38 exons. Gene Ontology annotation, cellular component: extracellular region. NCBI's taxonomy places the organism in Eukaryota, Metazoa, Ctenophora, Tentaculata, Lobata, Bolinopsidae. Gene Ontology annotation, biological process: proteolysis. Gene Ontology annotation, molecular function: protein binding. The record is from RefSeq and is a predicted model, not a curated record.
AGGAAGCAUGUGAUGAAACUCUGACUGGACAUCAUGCAAAUUUCAACAUCAGAAAGUAUUUUGAUGGUUAUGAUUUUCUUCCAAAUGACGAACUCACAAAAUUUAACUCUUCCUCCUUUAUCGGGAGAUACACUGGUUGCUUUCUCAGAGAUGAUACCAGCUAAUGAGUCAGUAGCAGUUGGAGGCUCGAUUGCUUUAGGGAUGUUAUCUUCAGUCCACCUGUCAUCAGCUGCAGAUGAUAUGAUAAGUGGCUUUUCACCAGUCGACUAUGUACCAAAUUUUGCUGUUGGAGGUUUGCAGUCCAGUCCAAAGCUUGGUGUUUUCAGUGUAGUUGACCCUAAUGGUGAUCCCGUACCUGCUGGACAGUAUGGUUUACUGCUGUACAAGGGUGGCAUGGUGUGCUCGCCAGGCUUCUCUGAUAUUGCUGCUGAUUUCAUAUGCAAAAAGAUGGGAAUCACCGUAGUAAUGGGUUGGUUAGAUGCAUACAAAUUUACUUUGCAAGAUGAGCUAAAAGUCACAAUAAACGAUAUUAACUGUUCAGAUGAUGAUUGCACUUGGAGUGCGAAGGGAAUAAAGUGUUCCAGUAACAAAAGUGUGUUUCUUAACUGUGGAGAAGAAAAGGGAGAUGAAAAAGAAUCACAUGAUAAAGGUUAUAACUAUAAAUCACCAAAUGAAAUGGGUGAAGAUGAAAACGAGAAAACUGAGCAAGAUAGCAGUUGUUUUAUACACAGACAAGCGUUUGAAUCGGGAGAAUCUAAUACUGGUCCUGCCAAAGAUGCCAACGAUUGCAAGUCAUUAUGCUCCAAAAUGUCCACCUGUGUUGCUUUCACAUUUGUCAUCGAUUAUUCUCAAUGUUUAACUUAUAGUUCUGUUGGGAAAGUGUGUUCGUCGGCUUCACUCAAUUCAUUUGAGGUAGUUUCAGGGUUGAUGUCAUGUUUUGAGGAAAGAAACGACAAUAAUAGAAACGAUGAAGAUGGGUGUAUCAACUUUGGUUUUCACAUUAAAGGAACUUCGCCCGUUGAGGUUUCAAGGUCUAAAACGAUUAGUCAAUGCAUAGCAGCGUGUAAAAAGAGUAAUUAUUGCGCUUCUUUCACUUUUGUUGAGGAGGAAGGCCGCUGCCUCAAGUAUGAUGAGGAUCACCUUGAAUUUGAAAUAAGUCGCAAAACUAUGAAAAAUAAGGUACAGUCAGCAUUAAUGUCAUGUUUUGAAAGCGAGAAAGACGGUUCUUGUCUAAUCAGAGGUAAAAAGUAUGCCAAGGGGAAUAUCGAUACAGUGAGUGCAGGAACAGUUGAGCAAUGUGCCGGAAAAUGCAAACGGAAAACGGAUUGUGAAGCUUUUACUGUGUGUACCCUUAUGAAGCGUUGCUGGCUCUAUGAUUUCUCAGCGUUUUCUGUGAAAAUGGAAGACAGUAGAAAGACGAGGUCCUACAUUUCUUCUGAACGUUUAUGCUAUUUUGGAGAUGACGAAAGUAGAGAGAAAAGUGUUGAAGAUGAAAAUAUCGACGAAGAUACGUGUAUGAACGAUUCUAGAAGGAUAUGGGGAGGAAUUAUGAAGGUAGUGUCCGAUUCAUCGUCCUACUACGAUUGUAAGAAUCUCUGCGAGAGAACGAAAUAUUGCGAAGCAUUUUCAUUGUGUAAGAAGACUCACAAAUGUGUUCUGUUCAAACACAGAUUCAAGCUGAGGAGCCAAUCUGAAGAUCCGAAUUGGUGUUCGGGAAUUUUACGAUGCUACGACCAACAAGGUUCGAACAGUAAAGAAGAAACGAGACGUGAUGACGUACUAGACGAUGGUGCCUGUCAAUUUGGCUUAUCUCAAGGUUUCUGCAAGUCCGAAAAGUACAUUAUAUACAUGGAAAAGUACUGCAGAAGAACAUGUGAUAAAGAACUUGAAUUAAGCGCUUCAUCUGAAGGUAGCGAAGCCGACGGUUGCAAAGACAGCUUUGAUGGAGAAAGAUGCAAUUAUUUAAAAAGUAUCGGCUACUGCAAGUUUGAUAGUAAAAUAGCUACUGAUUACUGUCCUGUGACAUGUGAAAACUGCGAUGGAUCAUUGUCCUCCAGCUUUAGGGAUGCCGAUAAUUCAACCAUCAUUAUUGACACCUGUAUCGACUUGUACAGCACAGCGCACUGCAUCUCCAGGAUUGAAGCCUGUGAAGAUGAUGAUGAUUUGCAACUCUAUUGUCGUAAAACUUGCGGACUUUGUAACGAGUCAGAUCCCCCCGAGGAGGCUCUGGAAGGCUGCAGUGACAAGAUCGGAGAGGCAACUUGUACUAGGAAGAGUGGCCGCUGUAAUUCUGACUUUUACAUGGAACGUUACUGCAGGAAAACUUGUGGAUUUUGUGAGAAAGAGUCAGGUGUCUCUCUAGCCUCAAGUUCCAGUAGCUCAGAACCAGCCUGCGAGAACCAAUAUGGCAGUCAAGAAUGUGAGUUCUACGCGGCCGUUAACAUGUGCGAGUACGCGAACAUAAAGAGGACACUGUGUAGAGUAACCUGUAAGAUGUGUGUACCAGAGCUGAAGGAAGAUCUGACUUGUGAGGAUGAUAAAGGGGAGUAUAACUGCAGGAUCUGGAGGGAUCUGGGUUAUUGUGUUAGAGAUUCUAUUCGGUACACACACUGCCGGAAGACAUGUGCCGUGUGUGGUGAGGAUAAUUGUGAGGACAAAAGACUACAAUCGGGCAAAUGCGAAUACUUCAAGAAGAUUGGAUACUGUGAGAGUCAAAGCAAAGUCCGAAAUGUCAUGUGUCCUAAAACUUGCCGCAAUUGUCAAGGUACUCUUUCUACUGGAGUCGUGGAGCCAGUCCCUGUAGACGCCUCGUGUAAGGAUAGAUACGAGACCGCCACAUGUUUAUCUCAGAUCGGGAAAUGCGAUACUAAAAAGAGUAUGAAGUUCUUUUGUCGCAGAACUUGUGGAUUCUGCAAAGAUGAGGACCCAGCUGAUUUUGAAGAGGAAUGUGACGAUUUGAUAGGAAGUUCAGAGUGUGAUAGACUGAAUAGUGUGUGUGCCACAUACCGACCAAUGAGAAUGAACUGCAGGAAAACAUGCCAAUUCUGCACAGCUAAGGAAAGGCCGCAAGAGAGGGAUGGGUUUAACAAAAAAGAGUGCACGGAUACAGACCCCGAAUUUUGUAGGGGCAUGGAAAAAUUCUGCAGGGCAGAAGGGAUACAGAGAAAUUGCCCGGUUACUUGCAAAAUAUGUGCAUCUGAUUCAGAAGAUGGUUUAAAGAGCGCAGUGAGGCCUCAAAGGAGCAGCAGAGACUCACAAGACCCAAGUUGUAGAGAUGCAGAUAAGACGUAUUGUCUUUCCAUGUCCUCAUAUUGCUCAUCAGCUAAAGUUCGCAAAUCCUGCCCUAAAUCUUGCAAUAUCUGCAAAAUUAACAAGGAGAGGCAGAGUGUGUCUGGUGGAGUAUGUGGAGAUAGGAUGGGCAACCGUAGGUGCUCCAGAAUGAAUACAAAGGGACACUGUGAGAAAACGAGCAAAAUGAAAAUAAUCAGGGCGAGGUAUUGCAGGAAGACCUGUGGUACCUGCAAGGGUCAAGAUGCAGAUAGUAUGCCUGGGACACUGUGUCGAGAUGAAAAGGAAACUUCUCUUUGUUUAGCAUUUGAGUCACAUGGGGACUGUGUUAGUGAUGAAGUUAUCAGAAACAAACACUGCAGGAAAUCAUGUGGAACCUGUCAGGACGGAAGUCCUAUGCCAGAUAAUGAUGAAAAUAAAAAAAAGAAAGAUCAUAACACGUCGAAGAAAGACACUGAUACUUGUAAAGAUAGGGAAGUUGUCAGUAAAGAUUGUGGUGAAUGGAAAUCGCAGGGAUAUUGUGAAUCACGUAAACAAGUUAAAGAAAUAUUAUGUAAAAAGACAUGCGGUGCAUGUGGAGAUAAUGAUGAAAAGAAAGUGGAAAAUAUUGAUACUGAUGAAAAGAAAGGAGAAAGUAUUGAUAAUGAUGAAAAGAAAGAAGAAAUGAUUGAUAAUGAUGAAAAGAAAGAAGAAAGUAUUGAUAAUGAUAAAAAGAAAGAGGAAAGUAUUGAUAACGAUGAAAAUAAAGAGGAAAUUAUUGAUAAUGAUGAAAAGAAAGAGGAAAGUAUUGAUAAUGAUGAAAAGAAAGAGAAAAGUGUUGAUAAUGAUGAAAAGAAAGAUAAUAACAAAUCAGAGAAGGAUACUGAGUCUUGUGAUGAUAAGGAAGGUGCUGAUAGGUGUGGUAGAUGGAAAUCAGAAGGAUAUUGUGAAACGAAUAUAGAACUUAAAGAAAUAUUCUGUAAGAGGACAUGCGGUUCUUGUGAAGGACUAACCCUCAAUGAAGGCGAAGAGGCCAAAGUUGUGCCGAGGUCUCAAUACAUUCAUACAGCCUCCUCGAGCCUGAACCAAGGCGAUCAGAUAAAUUGUAAAGAUAGGUGGUCAGAUUGUGUUACUUGGGAUAGGAAGUGUGACUCGGAUGGUUAUACUGACUACUGGUGUGCCAACACGUGUCAAUCAUGCUCAAAACAAAAGGAAGAAGGAGUGGGACUAUCAGGUGCUCCAACUCAGUCGUGUCAGGAUACUGUGGCUAGAGCAGUCUGUGCCAUGUGGAGGUCUAAAGGAUUUUGCGGGAGUCGAACAAAAAUUCGAAACAUAUUUUGCAAGAAAACGUGCGGCAGUUGUGAAAGUGAGAUGAAUGAAACAAGCUCGGUAUCAGAAGAUAAUGAUGAUUAUGAUUGUAAAAACUUGGACGAUCUUCGCUGUCCUGUCCAGAAAAAGUACUGUACCACUGACGAGGUUAAGAAACUGUGUCCGAAAACUUGUGGAACUUGCGGUAGAAUUCCCAAACUUGUUGCAAGGAAAGCUAUGAAGAAUAACGAUUGUCAGGAUGCAGAUAUAUACCGUUGCCCUUUCCUAAAAGCAAAAUGUGCCAAAACAGAUGUACACACUAUGUGCCCAAAAUCAUGUGGAAUUUGUGGAAUAACCGGUUUGCAAAGUGUGGGCUCUGGAAAAUGUGGAAAUAGAGUGCGCUACGACGUUUGCGCUGUAUGGAAAGCAAAAGGAAUGUGCGAUCCUAAAAAUAGUGGAUAUAGAUCAAAUGUCAGAGGAAAGCUUUGUAAGAAAACAUGCAACUCCUGUGAAGACGGAAGUCUUAUGCCAGAUAAUGACGAAAAGAAAGACGAAAGUAUCGAUAAUGAGGAAAAGAAAGAUGAUAACAAGCCGAAGAAAGAUACUGAGAAAAAUUCAAGUAGAACUGAACCAGACAACAACAAGAAAGAAAGUGACGGAAAAGGAGGGAACAAUAAUAACAACGGAGAUACUGAUAAAUGUGAAGAUUUAACUACAUAUAAAAGCAGAUGUGGUAUCUGGAAAUCAAGAGGAUUUUGUUCUCGUACAAAAAUUAGAGAAAGUUUUUGUAAAAAUACGUGUGGUACAUGCAAAGACGGAAGUCUUAUGCCAGAUAAUGACGAAAAGAAAGACGAAAAUAUCGAUAAUGAGGAAAAGAAAGAUGAUAACAAGUCGAAGAAAGAUACUGAGAAAAGUUCAAGUAGAACUGAACCAGACAACAACAAGAAAGAAAGUGACGGAAAAGGAGGGAACAAUAAUAACAACGGAGAUACUGAUAAAUGUGAAGAUUUAACUACAUAUAAAAGCAGAUGUGGUAUCUGGAAAUCAAGAGGAUUUUGUUCUCAUACAAAAAUUAGAGAAACAUUUUGUAAAAAUACAUGUGGUACAUGCAAAGGUCAGUCCGACGGAAGUCCUAUGCCAGAUAAAGAUGAAAAUAAAGAAAAGAAAGAUAAUAACAAGUCGAAGAAAGCCACUGAGACUUGUAAAGAUAGAGCAGAUGUCAGUAAAGAAUGUGGUGAAUGGAAAUCGCAGGGAUAUUGUGAAUCGCAGAAACAAGUUAAAGAAAUAUUAUGUAAAAAGACAUGCGGUGCAUGUGGAGAUAAUGAUGGAAAAAAAGUGGAAAAUAUUGAUACUGAUGAAAAGAAAGGAGAAAGUAUUAAUAAUGAUGAAAAGAAAGAAGAAAGUAUUGAUAAUGAUGAAAAGAACGAAGAAAUGAUUGAUAAUGAUGAAAAGAAAGAAGAACGUAUUGAUAAUGAUGAAAAGAAAGAGGAAAGUGUUGAUAACGAUGAAAAGAAAGAGGAAAGUAUUGAUAAUGAUGAAAAGAAAGAGGAAAGUAUUGAUAAUGAUGAAAAGAAAGAUGAUAACAAAUCAGAGAAGGAUACUGAGUCUUGUGAUGAUAAGGAAGGUGCUGAUAGGUGUGGUAAAUGGAAAUCAGAAGGAUAUUGUGAAACGAAUAUAGAACUUAAAGAAAUAUUCUGUAAGAGGACGUGCGGUUCUUGUGAAGGAGUAACCCUCAAUGAAGGCGAAGAGGCCAAAGUUGUGCCGAGGUCUCAAUACAUUCGUACAGCCUCCUCGAGCCUGAACCAAGCUCCAGGUUGUAAGGAUGCAGAUACUAAGUUUUGUAAACACGUUAAAAGUGAAUGCUACGAAAAAGGAAUCCAGGAAAUAUGUCCGAAAACCUGCAGAGUAUGUCAAGCAAAAAGGAAGGAUAACGAGCGAAAAGAAGGAAGAUGUAAUGACCAGUCUGUUGACUGUGCAUUUUUCUCUGGCUACUUCUGCAAAAAGUUCCUAGAGGUGGCUAAAAUGUGCCCUGAAAGUUGUGGCGUCUGUGAUCAAGACAAUGGUCUUGAUGAAUACUCCUUGAGUUCAGUAGUUGGCGACACUUCCAGUCCUUUGAGAGGUUUACGGCUCCACUUGGAAGUGCCAGGAGUGAAGGAAUGCCUCCGCGAAGGUGUAUCAUUUGUCGGGUCUCCUACAGCAAGAUAUGAGGAAGUUACAGAAACAUCAGAGUGCUACACUAAGUGCGCCACUAGAGCUGGCUGUGUUGCGUUCUCUCUCUAUAAGGACACCGGUUCAUGCAUGCUGAAGAACGCUUGGCUAAACCCUGAACCUGUUACUAACCAUGAGGCAAAGGAUGUCGUUUCCGCGUCUAUGGAUUGUAUUUUAGACGCAGUUGGAAAAGUUGAUAAGAUUAUUUACAAGUCUCAAAAAGAGAAAGUUCCGUCAGGGGUAAGCGAACAACCUCCUGUCCCUGAUAGUUUUAUUAUACAGUCCUCAAUAGGCCGGUCUAAAGGAUGCGAUCUGAGUAGAUUGCCGGAUGUUUUAGGAUUCUAUCCUGAUAAGAAAACUAACCUUGAUGUCGGGGACUCCGUGAUCAUGUAUUGCAAGACACCUCCUACAAACCCUAAGCUUGUCGAUUGUUCUGCUCACGAUUCCAUUUCAUUCUCGGAUUACCCGGUAUGUGAGAGUAAAGAUAAGAAGUUUGAAGAGGACAGACGACGUGACGAGGUAGAAGAUGUCGACACCUGGGAAACUCAAUCGUGUUAUAACUACGGGGGAGUGUAUCCUGGGGGUACUCUCAAGGUUCAACUCAGGGUCCGUACUCUUGCUAUGUGCCAGCGAAUGUGCGAGAACAGAGGGGGCUGUGUAGCUUUCACAAUAGUCCAGCGAAACUGGAUGUGUAUCUUGCGAGGCCUGGAGCAUGGAGAGCUGGAGAAAACUAGUCGGCUUGCUAGAAACGGGGACGUGGUUUCUGCUAGCAUGGAUUGUAUCAGAAAAUCCUCAGAUUAUAGUUCCAAGUGACUAGUACUUCAUCUCAUAUUACAUCAUUUCAAUACACACUAUAAGGAACCUCGGUUGAAAUCACGACCCGCGGCCGCCUUAUACCAUUCGUCACCUAUCUAUAUCUUUAGUGAUUAAUGAAUAAUAAACGUUAAAAAUCUAAUAUUUCAUUUCAUAUUUGAUAAGCACUUCCAUGUGACUUAAUAAGGUUUUUUAAUACAUGUAAUUAAUGUAUAAUAUGUAGUUAUAUGGUUUUAAAGAUUUAUACA